AUGGCGGAACUUAGUAAAGAGGUUGAGGAAUAUGACGACUUCUUGAUGUUGGAUAUUGUUGAGGAGUAUAGUAAGCUUCCAUACAAAACGUUGGCAUUUUUCAAAGCUGCGUAUGCACUCUACGAUUCUGAGUUUUAUGUUAAAGCUGAUGAUGACAUAUAUCUAAGACCAGAUCGGCUCUCGCUGCUCCUGGCUAAAGAACGUACUCACUCACAGACUUAUCUUGGAUGCAUGAAGAAAGGUCCUGUGUUCACUGACCCUAAACUCAAAUGGUAGUCUUACAAAGCUUCUCAUGUGCGUGGAAA
Messenger RNA from Helianthus annuus (common sunflower), 305 nucleotides. RefSeq names its product probable beta-1,3-galactosyltransferase 14. The transcript is spliced from 3 exons. Bases 1 to 276 code for a protein of 91 amino acids. Gene Ontology annotation, molecular function: hexosyltransferase activity. The record is from RefSeq and is a predicted model, not a curated record. NCBI's taxonomy places the organism in Eukaryota, Viridiplantae, Streptophyta, Magnoliopsida, Asterales, Asteraceae. Gene Ontology annotation, cellular component: Golgi membrane.